Toxoplasma gondii ME49 is the source of this 725-nucleotide messenger RNA. RefSeq lists its product as hypothetical. The transcript has a single exon. Lineage: Eukaryota; Apicomplexa; Conoidasida; Eucoccidiorida; Sarcocystidae. The record is from RefSeq and is a predicted model, not a curated record. Bases 135 to 725 code for a protein of 196 amino acids.
ACGGCAGAGAGGUUUUCGGGGAAAGGGUGAGGAGAGAACGGAAUAGGUGAAAGGCAGACAGGAGGGAGAGCGGCGAAGAGGCAAAGGAGGAAAUCGCCGCGGGUGCUCGAAGUAUCUUUCAAGGAACGGGGAGUAUGGAUCCCCAGAAUCAAACGGGAGGGCAGUGCCGGGCAGGAAAAGACAGAAAAGGAAAGCAUGCGACGAAGAGAGGCAGCGUUGCAAACGAGCAGGCGGAGAACCGACCUGAAGCUUGGAUGUCGCAGAAAGCAGGCCUGGAAGAGAGCUCAGAAAGUGGGGAAACAGGAGGCGAGGAGCGAAACAAAGGAAAGGAGGAACUGAGACAAGAGAAACUGCGAACUCGAGAGGACCAAGAACCGGAGAAAAGAGGCAAGGAGACAGACUGGCGCGCGGCACGAGAGCGAGAGAAGCGGCUGCGAACGGCGUCGCCCUGUCACUCUGCAAAGACACAGGAACACGAGAAUAAAAGUCAAUGUUUCAACGCACAUGCUCCACAGAAAGUUCUCGUCGGAACAGUGUGCAAAAGCAGCGCCUUGCCGUCUGUUUUUCGAGAGCCGUCCUUUCCUUCUUCCCCCACAUUUUCCGCGACUGCAUGCAGGCAACAGCGCGCCGACAGAGGGUGUGAGGGACGUCACCGAAGAGACAGCGACUUCGUGAAACUUCGUGAUGGAGCCAUCGCUCUCCCAUCUCCGACACAAAAGAGGUGA